AUGGGGCAACCUUCUGGGUAUUCACUCAGCAGAGCAAAUGUAACCAUCACGCUGAGCGAAGAGAAUAAUUCCGAAGGUAUGGGCCGAAAUUCACGCGAUAGACACAUUCAACCUAGUCUGAGCUCUGAGUACGCCGUCCAGGUCACGGAAUUCUUCGGUCCACAGUCCCUGGCUGGCGUGCAGACUACGCGACACGAAGUGGAAGACAAGGCAAUCAACCCCACGAUAGCUGCCGGAGAGCUCUUCGAGGUCAGUGGAAUGGGCGUCCGUCGCACAGUUUCCAGAGAUCGCACCGAUUGCUGGACUUUCAAGGGAACCAGAAAGAGAGCCAAACAUGGAGUAGGACUCAGAACACUUGUCUGGGAGCUGAGGGAGAGCGGAACGGAGAAACAACUGCACAAUCAUGUCUUCUACACCGCUUUUGCAUUCGAACACAGCAAAAACCCAGUUAUUAUGUGCGUAGAAGUCGAAGGUCGUCUCCGAAGCAUGGUAAAACAGAGCAAACACAACAUCCUACAAUUUUGUUCACAGUCGGGUACUAGCAACAACUCCAUGUACACUCGUAUCGACUUCUCAUCGUCCAGACCAAUUACAUCAAAACGCCUUGACAACAUAGCCCGCGGUCUCAACAUGGCCAUGCAACGAGAAAACAUCGAAGCGGUGCCCGUCGAAGUACCAGGGCCGACAACAGCAAGUUUUCAGCAGCUGUCGCAUCGUAUGGAGCCUGGUCACAAAGAACCUUUGACAACGACCGCGACGGAUGAUCUACGAGAUCCUCAUCAGCUUGAUAUCAACAAGCUAGAAGAAAUCCUACAUGGGCCCAUCUUUCCAGAAACACAGAAUAUCACUUCUGAAAGAGAAGACGAGAUUGACCUGGCGGGCUCUGAAGAUACCUUUGUAGAGGGGAUCCCAAGUCAAACUGUUUCCCGCGAGUCUCCAAGAUCAGCUCAAGCUCUUCGAAAAGCCGUCCAGGUUGUGGCUCUAGUCCUCAUCCAGUGGCUUAUGUCGUUGCUAGAAGCCACAGGGUCAGUGCAAUACACCCAGCACUUCAAGAUCCCCACGAUGCUUGACGAUGAGAAACCCUCUCAACCCAAUGCUAGUGCGCCGGCGGAGACCGAGAGGCCUCACAUGAAAACUAACAUGGCGUCUUGUUGA
Molecule: messenger RNA, 1155 nt
Organism: Colletotrichum gloeosporioides
Lineage: Eukaryota; Fungi; Ascomycota; Sordariomycetes; Glomerellales; Glomerellaceae
Exons: 1
Coding region: 1-1155 (384 amino acids)
Source: RefSeq, a predicted model, not a curated record